GUGUGUGGGUGCGUGCAUGUGUGUGUGUGUUGGUUGGUCGAUUAGAGAGUGGACACUGUGUGAUCAGGCAAGUUGAGUUCACUGAUCAUUACCAGCCACAAGGCUAACAGUCACGAUCCAUGGAGACGGGAAAGCAACUAUCAGGUACUUUGGCUGUAGCUGUGUUUACAGCAGCUCUAGGAUCCCUACAGUACGGAUAUAGUCUAGGAGUCAUCAAUGCACCGCAGAAGGUCAUUGAGAAGCAUUAUGCUAUGUCUUUGGGUGUGUGGACCGAGAGGUCAGAGCUACUGGAUAACAGCACAGAGGAAGAAGGUUCAUUUGAGGAAAAAAAGCAUCCCUCAGUAAUAAUGUAUUGGUCACUGUCAGUAGCCAUCUUCUCUAUUGGCGGCAUGGUAUCCUCAUUCCUGGUAGGAUUUAUCGGAGACUUCAAAGGAAGGGUAAAGGGCAUGCUUAUGGUCAACGUCCUGGCUAUAGCUGCUGGACUAUUGAUGGGUCUUUCCCGAAUGUGGAAGCCCCACAUUAUGGUUAUCACAGGGCGCGCUGUCAUGGGCUUCUACUGUGGGUUGACAUCUGGACUGGUGCCAAUGUAUAUUGGAGAGAUUGCACCUAAAGCCUACAGAGGCGCUCUAGGAACCUUGCAUCAGUUAGCCAUCGUUAUUGGCAUCCUGCUCAGCCAAGUGAUAGGCUUGGAUUUUGUUCUUGGCAACGAUGAAAUGUGGCAUGUGUUGCUUGGUCUUUCUGGGGCUCCUGCAAUAUUACAGUCCCUUAUGCUGCCAUUGUGCCCUGAGAGUCCGCGCUACCUUUACAUUCUGCUGGGCAAAGAGCAGGAAGCCAGAAGAAGUCUACAUCGUCUAAAAGGAGCAUAUGAUCCUGCUGCUGAUCUGGAAGAAAUGAGGAGGGAGAAGGAGGAGGCAGACAAAGAGCCAAGAGUGUCUAUCCGUUUGUUGAUCUUCUCCUCUGUAUAUAGACAGCAGCUUUUUGUGGCCCUCAUGAUGCAUCUUUCGCAGCAGCUGUCUGGCAUUAACGCAAUUUUUUACUACUCUACAGCCAUCUUCACAAAAGCUGGUGUCGGUCAACCAGUCUAUGCUACAAUAGGAGUGGGAGUCAUCAAUACGGCCUUUACUCUGGUGUCUGUUGCACUGGUGGACAGAGCUGGGAGGCGCACUCUGACUCUGGUUGGUCUGGGAGGGAUGUGCUGCUGUGCCGUUGCCAUGACAGUGGGUCUCAAAUUCCAGAAUGACUUCUCCUGGAUGAGUUACGUCAGCAUGGCAGCCAUUUUCAUGUUUGUGAGUUUCUUUGAGAUUGGUCCUGGUCCCAUUCCUUGGUUCAUAGUAGCAGAAAUCUUCAGCCAAGGGCCUCGCCCAGCUGCCAUCGCCCUCGCUGGCUGCUGCAACUGGACCAGCAACUUCAUCAUAGGCAUGACCUUUCCAUACAUACAGACCUGGAUGGACUGUUACGUGUUUAUUCUGUUUGCCGUGUUGCUUCUUGGUUUCACCAUAUAUAUUUAUUUCCGGGUUCCUGAGACCAAGGGCAAAACGUUUGAGGAGAUUGCUGCAGUCUUCCAAAAGAAAAAGAUCCCCAAAUUCAGCACUGAACUAGAGCAGCUCAAAACAUCAACUGAUGCUUAAGACAGGAACAGAGACAACUACAGCUCCUUUGAGUGUUUUAUUAGCCAUACCUCUGACCCUCUUUCUUCAUAAAAUCACCAGUGUUGUUUAGACAAUACAAGUGAAAGACCAACUUAAUGUGGAGCAUAAUUACGAAGAGUCAAGAAAAAUAUGAUUUGUUUUUAUAUUUCUCUUAUGAUUAAAUAUGUGGCUUGUAUUUUUGUUUAGCCCCCUUAAUCUGUAAAUUCCAUAUUUCAACCUGGAUUGUCUCACACAGAGGAAAGUCAAGAGAGUCUGGCUGCAGACCUACGCUGUCAGGACACUUCAUUGCACACCUGCAAGAUGAAGCCUCCUGCACUGUCAGGACUUGAGUUUUAUUCCAGAAGUUGUAUUCGAAGCCUUCAGGAAUAGUGCGCAGCAGAUGUUUGCUGCCAGAUUAGAGUUUAUGACAGUGAACUGAACAUAGGAGCAUUUUAAAUUAUACAGUAAGCAAAAAUGCCUAAAAGACAGCCAACCUCCAUUGCCGUUUAGAAAAUGUCUUCUAGACCAAAUGCCCUUUUCCAUCCAGAGAUCCAAAUACAGAAACUUAAUUCUAUGUAGCUCAUAUCUAUUAUUCGAUAGGAGUUUGGUGGGGAGUCAAAUUGUGCGUGUCCAUACGUUUCCAGCAUAGCAACACUUGUUUGUGAAAGGAAGCUAGCUUCACAGGGAGUUUAUCGACCCUAGCUUUUACUUUAGAAAUGCUUCGCAUCAACUUCACUUUUACUUUGAAAGUCUUCGAGUAAACUUCCGGUUCUAACAGCACAAGAGACCUAACGGUGCCGCUCUGCAGCCAAGGUCCUGACAAUGCAGCUCUGUGUCUUAACAGUGCAGGUUUGCACCCAGGCCCCUCCCAGAAAAUUUGCAAUUAGAAAAUAUUAAACGUAUUUAUACAGGUAAAACAAUCAUAUUAGGAAGGAAAACCAUAAGGAAAACCAGCUGAUUGCGAGGAUUCAAUUACUCUCA
This is a messenger RNA of Cyprinodon tularosa, 2609 nucleotides long. It is a transcript of the gene slc2a2, whose product is annotated as solute carrier family 2 member 2. The transcript is spliced from 12 exons. The record is from RefSeq and is a predicted model, not a curated record. Gene Ontology annotation, molecular function: hexose transmembrane transporter activity. The coding region runs from base 120 to 1628 and encodes 502 amino acids. Gene Ontology annotation, cellular component: membrane; brush border. Gene Ontology annotation, biological process: monosaccharide transmembrane transport. Lineage: Eukaryota; Metazoa; Chordata; Actinopteri; Cyprinodontiformes; Cyprinodontidae.